AACUGAGCGGUCCCAGAUGUCACAGUGCCGGCCUCGACAGUACGGCGGACGGUCCUGUGGUCAGAGGUGGACCGGACACGACCGGACACUGACAUAAAGCAGUGGGCGUGUGAUACAAUCGGUGCCUUCUUUGCGACGGGGAAGUGGCAGUGUGUGGUCUGUGGAAGUCUGCGAGGAAACUAAACGAACAGAACUUUCCUACUCUCCUGCUGCAAUGUCGUUCACGAUGAUCUGUCGCGGCUCGCUGCUCCUACUCCUUUUGACCGGUCUGGUGUCAGCCGACCCCGCCAAGAGGCUAUCGGACGAGCGGCCCAACUUCAUCAUCAUGCUGAUGGACGAUAUGGGCUACGGUGACCUUGGGGUAAUGGGAGAGCCAAACAGGGAGACACCGAACCUGGACCAAAUGGCUCGAGAUGGCGUCCUCUACCCCGAGUUCUACACCGGCGCCGCUAUAUGUUCCCCGUCUCGAGCGGCCAUGCUCACGGGCCGUCUGCCCGUCAGAAACGGUUUCUACUCCACAAACAACUUCGGACACAACGCCUAUACGCCUCAGGAGAUUGUCGGUGGAAUUUCGGACGACGAGAUUCUUCUACCAGAGCUGCUAAAGAAGGCUGGAUACACGACGGCUCUCGUCGGGAAGUGGCACCUGGGUCACCGGCCUCAGUACCACCCGAUGGACCAUGGCUUUGACACGUGGUUUGGAGCGCCCAAUUGCCACUUCGGGCCGUACGACGAUAAGGAAACGCCCAACAUUCCCGUGUAUAGGGACCGCAACAUGAUGGGACGGUACUUCGAAGACUUCCAGAUUGACCGGAAGACGGGGGAGUCCAACUAUACCCGCCAGCUGGCUGACGAGGCGGUCAGCUUCCUGCAGUCGCAGGUGAACGCGUCGGCUCCGUUUUUCCUCCUGUGGACGCCGGAUGCGUCACACGCGCCGCACUACGCCUCAAAGAAGUUCCUCGGCAAGAGUCGACGAGGUCUCUACGGCGAUGCCAUGAUGGAGCUAGAUCACAGUGUUGGACGGAUCCUGAACGCGCUGCGAGACAACAACAUGACCAAUACGCUCGUGUUCUUCUCGUCCGACAACGGCGCAGCCCUCGUGGACAAGGGUCACGGCGGCAGCAACGGCCGUCUCCUGUGCGGAAAACAGACGACCUUCGAGGGUGGCUUCCGCGUGCCUACGAUCGCCUGGUGGCCGGGCCAGGUAGCGCCGGGAACCGUCAGCCAUCAGGUGGGCACCCAGAUGGACCUGUUUACCACGUUCACUCAGCUGGCCGGUCAGCCUAUCCCCGAUGAUCGCGUGGUGGACGGGAUCGAUCUGACCGAGAACCUGAGGGACGGCUCCAUCACAGAUCGGAACGUGUUCUUUUACCGCGGUGACCUGCUGAUGGCGGCUCGCGUGGGACACUACAAGUCACACAUCUGGACGUUCACCACGCCUCCUGAGGAGCUGGGAAAUGGUACCGACCAUUGCCCGGGCAUGAGCAUUGCCAAUCUGACGACGCCCGAACAAAUAAACCGAACCGACACUCCGGUGGUAAUCGACCUGAGCCGCGACCCGGGCGAGAUGUACCAGCUUCCCACCUACACAGACGAGUACCAGACCGAGGUCAACAAAAUGUACAAGGUCAUCACCGAUCACGUGACCGACAUGGUGAAGGGCCGGCCGGCUCUCGACUGGUGCGACCAAGCCGUCAUGAACUGGUCCCCAUCGGGAUGUGAGGCGCUGAACGACUGUCUCACACCGCCCAAGUCAGACCCCUAUCGAUGCUACUGGCCGCAUUAGACAACGGCUCCUCAGAUGGCAUGUUCGGAUGUGAUCAGUCUUCAGAUCAAAGGAAGGGGUUGACAAACUCGGUAGUGGUGGGCCUGUUAUUGGGCUACUGAUGUUGAUUUUAGAAGUGUCACUUCAGGUGCUGUAUUUGGAACAUAUCACAGCAUGUGUGAGAUUUCUAUAUAAAAAUGGCUAUACCUACUAAAUGAAAAAAACAUAAUUUUAUCUCUAUUUUACUGCAUGAGCAUCGAGCUGCCACAUCUAGUAGUGUAUCAGUGAAUCCUGCCUUAUCACCCUGCAUAAUUUUGUUAAUUUGUUGUGUGUUACUGUACCUAUAUAUUUGAUGAUCAUCCGAUCCAUGUAUGUAAAAAUACGUGCAAUUAUAAUACAAUGAUAUUGCCAAGG
Molecule: messenger RNA, 2179 nt
Organism: Amphibalanus amphitrite
Lineage: Eukaryota; Metazoa; Arthropoda; Thecostraca; Balanomorpha; Balanidae
Product: N-acetylgalactosamine-6-sulfatase-like
Exons: 13
Coding region: 215-1786 (523 amino acids)
Molecular function (GO): arylsulfatase activity
Source: RefSeq, a predicted model, not a curated record